AUGUUGGCCAUGUCCACGUUGAUGAUGCCCGCGGCAACAGUGACCACCAUGACCAACCCGGCGCCCAUAGCGAUCGCUCAACCUUCCAAGUUCGAACCCAAGUACAUACUCAGCCACAACCCACCGCCGCAGAUGACGGCCACCGCAGUGGUGCCCCAGAUGACCAUCAACAAAUCAGAACACCAUCACAUAUUUGUCGGUGACCUGAGUCCUGAAAUCGAGACGCAAACACUGCGAGAAGCAUUCGCACCUUUUGGCGAAAUAUCGGAUUGCCGAGUAGUACGAGAUCCGCAAACAUUAAAAUCAAAAGGCUACGGCUUCGUGUCGUUUCUGAAAAAAGCUGAAGCCGAGAGUGCGAUCGCCGCGAUGAAUGGUCAGUGGCUGGGCAGCAGGAGCAUAAGGACAAAUUGGGCGACCAGAAAACCACCGACGUUAAAAACCGACUCAAACACCAAACCGCUGACGUUUGACGAAGUGUACAACCAGUCGAGCCCGACCAACUGCACCGUGUACUGCGGUGGACUGACCAGCGGACUCACCGACGAGCUGGUGCAGAAGACGUUCGCUCCAUUCGGCAACAUCCAAGAGAUACGGGUGUUCAAAGACAAGGGUUACGCAUUCGUCCGAUUCGCCACCAAGGAAUCGGCCACUCACGCUAUAGUGGCUGUCCACAAUUCGGACAUCAACGGCCAGCCGGUCAAGUGUUCGUGGGGCAAAGAGUCCGGUGAACCGAUCGUGUCGCAAAACGCGUCGCAAGUGUGCUCGUCGCAGGCGGCACUCAGCAGCACACAGUUCCCGUACACCGCCGCGGCGUACGGCCAGCAACUCGGUUACUGGUACCCGCAGAGCUAUCCGGCCACACAGCUACAGGGCCAGUUCCUGCAGGGCGUCCAAGGUUACACGUACGGACAGUUCGGCUACCAACAAGGUUAUCUCGGUCGGAUGGGAAUGCAAGCACUGCCGACGGGAGCGACGACCGCGUGGACUCAACCAGGGGCUCUACAGCCCGGCCAACAGAUCGCGUCUGCCGUAGCGGCCCAACAGUCGGCCCCGGCCCCGGCCCCGCCACCCGCCGCCGCAGCCAUGAUACCGGCCUAUCCGACGCUCCACCAGUUUCAGAUAGCCGACGAAGAGUGGCUUACGCCAAGCCUGCUGGUCUGA
Molecule: messenger RNA, 1161 nt
Organism: Macrosiphum euphorbiae (potato aphid)
Lineage: Eukaryota; Metazoa; Arthropoda; Insecta; Hemiptera; Aphididae
Source: the annotation of a GenBank genome assembly